AUGCUGAAGAAUGUCCCAGCCCAUUUGGAAAGCAGCCUCGAGCUCAUUAGAUGUAUCGAAGCUGGCGACCUCACCACAAACAAACAGCUACCAUAUCCAUGCAGCUUCGAUGUGGUAUCCCUAUACACCCCAAUACCAAUACAAGAAGCCAUCACCAACGCCACAGAUAGAAUCCAGAACCCAAUACUCCACCUCUCUAAACAACACAUCUCAGACCUCCUCCAAGUCACGCUAAAUAACAUGUACUUCUCCUUCAAAGAUCGAGUUCUUCGCCAAAGAGAAGGCCUACCCAUGGGCUCUAACAUCUCAGGUAUACUGGCCAUCCUGUUCAUGGACAAACUAGAAAGCAUCGCCCUCACCUCACACCUAAUGAUAAGCCCCUACAAGAGAUAUGUUGACGAUAUUUACCUCCAGACAACCAAUGAAGAAACAGCAGAUCACUUCCACCAUGUAAUAAACAAUUUACACCCUAAUCUGAGAUUUGAAAAUGAAAAAUUGAAAAACCAGAAAACACCCAAUGGCAUGUCACUAUCAUUGCUCGAUUUCAAAGUCACCAUAUCCAAGGAUGGCAACAGCUCCUUCGAAUUCUACCAAAGACCAGCCAAGAAACCACUAUUCGUCCACUAUCAAUCAGCUAUCCCCACCAAAUCCAAACUCGCCUCCAUCCGCAACGAGCGAAAACGCAUCGAGGACAGAUGCUCCUCACAUAUAUCUGCAACACAACACCUAAACGCAUUCGACGGCAUCCUUCGCCUCAACGAUUACCCAGAGAGCAAUAUAGAACAAUCAAAACACCCACAGCACCCUCAAAGCAACUCUCAGCCUGCCAACACAGAAUGGUCGUACCUCAAGAUCUCAUACAUUUCUGAACGACUAAAUCAUAGGAUUUCCAACAUCUUUAAGAAAGAAAACAUCCCGAUACGCAUUUCCCACAAGUCCUUUACCCUCAGACACGCCCUAUCCCAAACCCCCAAAGUACGCAAAUGCACCAGAGACAAGUGCCCCAUCUCUAACACCGGAUUAUGUUUACGACGAAACGUGGUAUACCAGCUCACAUGUAACAGCUGCAAACAACAAUACAUUGGUCGUACGAAACGCUUCAUCCAAGACCGCGUAAGAGAACAUCUCAACAAUGGAAACUCGUCCGUGAAAAAACAUAUCUACUCAUGCCAAAACAAAGACCAUGAAAGCAUUGAUGUCGAGAUCUUUAUGAAUGAAAACGACCCCGCCAAAUCUACGCCUGUACGAAGCAUUUUCCAUUAG
Stylophora pistillata is the source of this 1263-nucleotide messenger RNA. RefSeq lists its product as uncharacterized. The record is from RefSeq and is a predicted model, not a curated record. NCBI's taxonomy places the organism in Eukaryota, Metazoa, Cnidaria, Anthozoa, Scleractinia, Pocilloporidae.